AUGUCAGUGGAUGCGCUCCGGAGGGAGCUUGUGAAGGAGAGCAUUAUCCAGGAGAUCAUCGCCGCUGAGCUGGCAGAGCAGCGGGGGUUAGAGUCCGAGGUCCAGUGCGAGCUCGGGUUGGAGCACGCCGGUCCCCUGUCCCUGUGCGCCCCUGCCGGGCUCCAGCUGACCACGUUGCCCCACCAUGAUACAUCCCCUGUGCGGCAAGAGGGUCUGCUCCACUUCCACAUGCCCGGAGGUAUGCCGGUUCCCAGACGCUCUGUUAAAGAUCGAAUUGAUGAAUGGUAUCGGCCUCCAUGGCAUCGACUAUCAGCAAACGAGGAUGCAUUGAUUGAAUGGGCUAGGCUUCCUAAAAAGACAUUUUCUGGGGUGAAGAGGAAAAGGACUGAUGAAACUUCAGAAGCAAACAACAAAAGAUCGUCUGAGAAAUGGAUUUGUGAUCUCUGCCACGUGAAUACAUCUGGUGAAAUCUCUUUUGUGGAACAUUGUGCUGGCUACCUGCACCUGUCAAAUGUAGCAGACAUGAAAUGGGCUAUGGAAACUGAUGAGCCGACAAUGAUAGCAACAGCAGAGUUGUACCGCGGCAUGCAUCACAAUCCUACUGCAUGGAAUUGCAGCAUUUGCCAAGUUAAGUGUUCAGGCGAGUUGGACCUAAAGAAUCACUUGAAUGGCAGGAGGCACCAAGAGAACUUAGGAGCUCUAUGGAGAGAGAGCGAGGAAAAUGAAGGGGAGAGUGGAUCCCAGGAGGCUAACCUUUAUGAAAAAAAAGAGCCACAGCUCGUUGACAUCAACCAAAGGCCCACCUCAGGAUGGACUUGUAGCAUCUGCCAGGCUAACUGUACAUCUGAGUCUGACUUGGAGAACCACCUCCGAGGUAGAAGGCACAGGCAGAAUGUAAAAUCCCAAUUGGUAGAAGGCAACGGCGCAACAGUUGCCACCCAUCUUGGUGGAAAGAAAUAG
Molecule: messenger RNA, 960 nt
Organism: Miscanthus lutarioriparius
Lineage: Eukaryota; Viridiplantae; Streptophyta; Magnoliopsida; Poales; Poaceae
Source: the annotation of a GenBank genome assembly